AGCUUGACUUCCGGCAGGGCGGGGGGCCGUCCGCGGGGCGCGGCAGUCGGCGUCGGGGUCCGGGUCCGGCCGCCCCUAUGGCGGAGGCUCCGUCGAGCCCCGCGCCCGCGCCCCCGCCGGCCUGCCCCUUCUUCCUGCAGGGCCGCUGCCGCUUCGGCGCCCGCUGCCGCCAGCCGCACCCGGGGGCCGCCCAGCCCGAGCGGCCGCGCCGCGGGGCCCAGGCCGAGGCCGGCGCCAAGAAGCCGCCGCUGCGCACGGCCGCCGCCGUCAUCCAGCGCAUCCGCUGGGACCCGCGCCUCGACGCGGCCGACUUCUCGGUGGGCUACGCCGACCGCUUCCUGGGCGUGCGCGAGGAGCCCUUCUCCGCCUUCUGCUGGGACGAGCCGCUGGCGGCGCUCGGGCCGGGGGUCCUGGCCGUGCCGCAGCACCGCGUGCGCUACUUCCGCUUCCGCGGCCGCCUCGUCUGGGACCGCGCCUCGCGCACCGACCGCGUCUUCGGCUCGGGCUCGGCUGCCGGCCGCGGGCCCACCAUCCUGGACGCGCUGGACGGCGACGGCGGCGACGGGCCCGCCCUUCUGGGCGCGCUGGGAGAUAGCGACGACGAGGACGACGGACCCACCGGCCGAGACGCGCCCAGGGCUGUGGCCCCUGAGGCAACGUUGGCGCGAGAUGGUGCGGGUGCGGGGGCACGUGGAGAACCGGCCUGCACUGGUCCCGGAGAAGCCAGUCCAGAAAAGGCAUUGACCACCUUUGGGGUAGCGAAUGCCGCGAGGGCAGAGCCGGCGGGGGGAACCCGAAGCCAGGAUUUGAAGUUGGUAGCGCCUGAGACAGAGGCCAGCGCCCACGCGGCCCAGGAGUCAGACUUGGGUAAAAGUACCAAGCGAGGGCACACAGCACUGGAACGGAAACAGAAGUUAACAGAAGCAUCUAGAACCACGGAGCAGGCAGUUGGCAAGGCACAGGCCUCCAACGACCCAGAGCAGCUCCCAGGAGCCUUCGUUGAGAGAGGACAGCCCACCGGGAAACCAGCAGAGUGGGGACUGGGGGCCUGGCCGUCUGCAGACGAAGAGGUGGCAGUCACAGCCGGGGCCCCUCGCCAACCCCGCCCCACACAUUUUGUGGCUCUCAUGGUGACAGAACCUGGGCUGCAAGCAGAGGUGGCCAAGGUCCAGGAACGCCUGGCAGAAGCGGCCCCGCCCUGUGCUGCCUUCAUGGUGCCGACCCACGCCCUGCAUGUGACGCUGGCCCUGCUGCGGCUGGCCGGCACUGGCCAGGAGGCAGCAGCUGCAGCGGCCCUGAGACACGUGCUGUCAGACCCAGGGCUUCCAGCACCCCCAAAGCUGAGCUUUAGGGACCUGGUGCUCCUGAAUCACCAUGUGCUUUGUGCUCCACCUUCCCCUACAUUGGACAGCUUGGUACAGGUGCUGAACCAGAGGCUGGAGGCCAAAGGGCUGAGUGUGCUACAGCCUCCCGGGGGUCUGCACCCCCACCUCACCCUAGCAAAGGUGCCCCAUGGCUCCCCAGUCUGCCUCCCUGAGCCUGAGCUCAGUCUGCACCGGGAGCUAGGGAGCCAGCCUGUGGGGCAGCUCUGGCUGUGCAGGCUGGGGAGAGCAGGCAGGGCAGGGGGCGCCUACCAGCCCGUGGCUGAGAUCCCCUUGGAGAGGACUCCUGGACCCACUCUGGCAGAGGCAAAUGGGACUUCAACCCCAAAAGAGAUCAGCAGCCAGGGCCCAAACCACCAAAGGAUGAGAUAGGGUCCAAGCAGGAAGGACAAAAGCUCUCUCUCCUUUUUAAUUUUGGUUUCUCUCAAGCUUCCAAAUGGUGCUCAGUGCUCCAAGGAAAGAAUGAAGGAAGAAAAGGGGAAGGGGAGAGGAGGGGAAGGGAAGGCAGAGGAGGAACAUCUGGAAAAAAAGCAGCCUGACAGUCCAGCUGUUUGCAAACUCAUUGCACAUCAUCCAGUUACAUGGCAGAAGAGGGAGGGACCGAAAAGAAAAGGGGGAGGAAGAAGAAAAAAUAACUUAAAUAAACACACACACAAAGAAAAGAAGGAAAAAUGACGUGAGCUGGUGAUCCAUGAAGGC
Molecule: messenger RNA, 2081 nt
Organism: Choloepus didactylus (southern two-toed sloth)
Lineage: Eukaryota; Metazoa; Chordata; Mammalia; Pilosa; Megalonychidae
Gene: LENG9
Product: leukocyte receptor cluster member 9
Exons: 1
Coding region: 78-1754 (558 amino acids)
Molecular function (GO): metal ion binding
Source: RefSeq, a predicted model, not a curated record